GCGGGCGCCCCGCCUCGAAAUGCUCGUUGCCGGUGGCAACGGCGGUCCUUUCCUCUGGCCUGGCAGGCGCGGCGCCGGAGCAGCAAGAUGGCCCUGAGCUCCUGGUCUAGAGAACGGGGGUUCAGCGAGAAGACGCUGCAGUCGGCCGCGGUCUCUACCGGCCCCUCGCUGGAGUUAUGCACCUUCCCCUCCACUCUGGGCUCUUCGGUCGCGGCCGCCGCGCUGGAGCAGCUCUUUGUUGUGGAACGAUCACUGCAAAGUGACUAUUUUAAAUGCAACGAAGAAGCUAGGACCUUUCUUAAGGACAUUGCUAUAGCUGUCAAGAAAUUGGAAGAAAUGAGAAAAGCCACAAUCGAUCUUCUGGAAAUUGAAAGUAUGAAAUUCAGCAGACUGUAUUUUCUAUUAGAAACUCUUCCCAGUGACAUUAGCGUAGAAUUAGAAGAAUAUGUCGGAGAUGCGCGCAGAUUAAAUAUUUUAGAGAUAAAGCAAUUACGAAUGAGUAUCACAAGGAUGAACAAUGAAAUAGAGUUUCUGAAGAAGCAAAUACUUGAUCUGAAAGAAAUGAAUAAAGCUCUGGGUGAAAAGCAAGAGGAGCUGGCGAAGCAGCAUGAAAAGCUUGUCCUGUCACUCAACCACAUAAUGGAAAAAAAAGCCACUAGCGCUGUUUACAUCAAUGAGACAUAUACCGAAAUAAACUUGAAGACAGAAGAAAUAAAAUUGCAAAAAAAAUGUGUUCAAGAUUUACAGGAGCAAAUAGAAAAAGAAAGAACAGAAUAUUUGAAAAGAAAAAAAAUGUUGAGUGAAGAAAUUAGUGAAUAUAAAAAACUCUGUGAAUUUAAGAGACAGGACACUUACCAAAAGAAGAAAGAAUUGGAUAAAUUAAAUCGCAAAGCUGCAAAAAUUAAAGAAACAGUUACUACCACCGCAGUGGUUCUUAGUGAUCAUAAUUUAGAGGUAGCACAACUACAAGAAUCAAUAAAACAUUGGGAACAGCAGAUCGAAGAAUUGAAGAUGUCCUGUAGUGUCCUGGAGGAUAAAAUACAAUUUUUUAAGAAGAACAAGGAAAAGCUGGAUGGUAUAUCUGAUAUUAAAAAAGAUGAAUUAUUGCAGAAGAUAAAGGAGAUGAUUGAAAAACUACACAAAGGUCAUUUAGAGAACAAAGAUCUACAGGAGAAAUUGCAGACUCUUAUCAGACAAUAUAAGAUUGUCUUUCAAGAGGAAAAUAAAAUUUCUCUCCAGAAAAAGAAAAUUUAUGAUGAAUAUCAGAAACAACUGACAUUAAUUGCUCAGAAAGAAAACUUCUUAUCACAAAGAAAAGUAGACAUCAAAAAUAUGGAAGAAGGAUUUGUCACACUUGAUGAACUUCGUCAAUCAACAAGGGAUGUCUAUCAGAAACAAAUAGGAAUCCUGAGUGAUAACCUGGAAAGAGAAAAACAGAGACGUACGAUAAAUCAGUGGAAGACAGCUUGUGCACGGAAAAAAUACACACGUUUGAUAGUCACCGUACAAUCUGAAUUACAAAAAAUAAUAGAUAAAAUUCAGGUCGCAGAAUUGAGACGCAUUAAAUUAUUACAAGAGACCAGUACUAGAGAAAAAGAGAUCAAUGAAUAUUUGGCGCAGAUUGAAGAAAUUACAUUAGAAUUAAAACAAAAGGGGGAAAAAUUUAUCAUCAAAGAAAAACAGUUAAUUCAAGAGUUGCAAAGUUAUGAGCAAAGAUAUGUUAAGGAAAUGGAAAGUGCCAAAGGAAAGGAAGAGGAACUAGUCAAGUAUCUUCCACAACUUCAGGUGGCAGAAGAAGCGUAUAAGAGCAAAAACAGACAGGCUGAAGAACUCAGUAAUAUUGUCUCAGCACAAAAGCAGGAUCAGAAUUUACUGAACAAUCUCAUUUUUCAAAUGACAAGAGACUUUUCAAAAUACUUUAACAAUGUGGGUAAACUAAAGCAAGAAUUAAAACAAUUACGAGAUCAAGAAAGCUGUAAUUUGAAAAGUCAUUGUGAAACUCUAAAGAACUUAGAAAAUGAAAUCUACGUGCAUGACCUACAAGCAGAAGCUUUGCUCCUGGAAAAUAAAAGGUUAAAAGAAGGUAUUGCAUACCUGAAGAACAGGACAGAGCAAUACACACAGGGAGAAGAAGUCAUCACGCACAUCUUAAGUGAUCUGUCUUGGCACCUGAUAGCUCAUCAGACACAAUAUGUGGAUUUGUGGGCUAAAUUUCAGACCACCUUAAAGGAAUUCAUAUGCGAUGGUGAAGAGACCUUGCAAGAAAUAAAAAAUCUAAUAGACAAGCUGUAUGAAAGAGAUGAAAAAAUUGAAUAUAUCAGUAUUUGGUUACAAGGGAAUCUUGCAGAGCUGCGUUUUCUUGUAGAGCAGGAACCUGCUAUGAACCUUCCCGAAAAGAAGAACAAACUUAUCAAAAAAGUCCAUUUCCCAAUGGUUAAAUGUACCGUGAAAAACACAUUAACAAAGAAAAACUAACCUAAUUUCAAGGAUACAACUGCUGUGAAUUCAAGAGGCAUAACCAAAACUACAGAAAAAGUGAGUGCUUUCAUAAUUUACAACUGUCAGUAAGUCUUAAACUUUGAGAUUUAACAAACUCGUGCAACCCUCACCAAUAGCAAUAUCAGUAAAUAACCUUCUAAACAAUACAAAUGGGUAAACAUGGUCAUAUUAUCAGGUUAAGUGCAAAAAAUCUUAUCUUGCUUCCAUGGUUGCAACCCUAAGUCUCUUGAACUCUUCAGAGCAUAACAAUCAAGCAGCACACCUAUCAACAAAUGUUUACAUGCUGUAUAUAUUCUGUAUUUUGUUAAACCUAAGAAGCCAUCAACUGUAAGAUGCAGCCUAAUUCAGAGAUGUCACAAUGUGAAAAAAUGUGUCUCAGGAUCAAAAGUACAUAGCAUGUGUAUGUAUCCUUAAAAAAAUGAGAUGUAAAAGGGAAUAUGUGAGUACAUGUAUUGAUUCAUUUGAUAAAAAGACACUAAUCUUACUACAUCAUAUUUUGAGUUUCCACAAUUAGUGUGGCAAAAUACAAAUGUCAGAACAUUUGAGACUUUUUGUAGUUAAGCUUCUCGUUAUUGUUUUUCUUUACAGGAACAGGAAUAAUCUGAAGGUAUUUUCAACCAAACUACCGGUAAACAGAAAACCUGUUAUAUAUAAAUUAUGCUCUAUUUUGGUAAUAGAUCAAAAUACUGUGUUGGUGAAAAUAAAUAGGUAACAAAAAACAUACUUUAUUUCCAUGUUUGCUAUCAGACCCCACAUGUGUUUAUAAUGCAGUAUACUUGAGAAACAAACUGAAACCCAACGGUGCCAAUGAGAAGGAUUUCAGAUUAUACUUGUUAGUUUUUCUUAACAAAAAUGGAAACAACACACUGCUAGGUACACAGAAACAUGAUUUUGCUCUAAAGAAUGAAUUGUUGUGAGAGCCAAGUGCUUCCUAACAGGUUUCUAGUGUCAUAUAAUAGUGUACUAUAAGUGUAUCGUGUAUUAGACUAUGUAAAAGUAUUAUUUUGUAUUUUCCAAGUCUAACCAUAAA
Messenger RNA from Rhinolophus ferrumequinum (greater horseshoe bat), 3529 nucleotides. RefSeq names its product coiled-coil domain containing 175 (gene CCDC175). The record is from RefSeq and is a predicted model, not a curated record. Lineage: Eukaryota; Metazoa; Chordata; Mammalia; Chiroptera; Rhinolophidae. The transcript has 20 exons. Bases 88 to 2475 code for a protein of 795 amino acids.